Messenger RNA from Eupeodes corollae, 2883 nucleotides. RefSeq names its product exocyst complex component 2 (gene Sec5). The record is from RefSeq and is a predicted model, not a curated record. The transcript has 10 exons. NCBI's taxonomy places the organism in Eukaryota, Metazoa, Arthropoda, Insecta, Diptera, Syrphidae. The coding region runs from base 119 to 2797 and encodes 892 amino acids. Gene Ontology annotation, cellular component: exocyst. Gene Ontology annotation, biological process: exocytosis; Golgi to plasma membrane transport.
UCAUUUGAUGAUAUACUAAUAAUUAAGCUCCCUUCAAACCUUUGCCUUUACAACAAAAUUAUAUUUUAUGAAUUUGUUAGACACAGAUUUAAAAAAGAAAAGAACAUACUAAUAUUAAAUGGCACCUCAGCCUGUUGUCACUGGUCUUUCACCGAAAGAAGGUCCUCCAGGAACACGAGUUACAAUACGAGGGGAGUUUCUGGGAACUAGAUCAAAUGAUCUUAUCGGUCUUACAAUUUGCGGGUCCGAUUGCCUUCUGUCAGCAGAAUGGAAGAGCUCUAACAAAAUAAUUGCUCGCACUGGGCCUGCUAAGGGAAAAGGGGAUAUCAUCGUCACCACUUUGAGCGGAGGUGUUGGUACAUCCACAGUGCAAUUUCGGGCGUAUCACGAAACAAUUGGACCACUUAAAGAAUCAGCAGUUUGGAUUGAAGAAUCUCCAACCCAAACGCUGUCAUGGGGAAGACGAACCUUAACUCAAACUGGCUAUACACAAGAGGAUCCUCUCGGUCUCUCGAUUGAAGGAAACGAGCAGAAAAUUCCAGAAGACUUGAGGGAACUUUUUCCGGACCACAGUGGUGAUUUAUCGCAAGAGAAUUUUUCCCCUUCAUGGUUUUUGUUAGAGAACCACCUGGCUACUUCCUUUGAGGAUUUAAAAGCCGGUCUGUCUUAUCUCAAACGCAAAGUAGAAAGUCAGAAAGAGGGACAACUAUCAUUUCUGAAAUCAAACGCUGGUUCAGUUAUAGAUCAACUUGAUACUCUUAUGAACAUAAGAGACAAGUUUCAAGAAGAUGUAAGAGUGCAUGGAAUCAAACCAUUAACCCUUCUGCAUACAUCAAUUGAAAAUUCGAUUUCUGAGUCCAACAAUAUUUUUAAUGAAGUUUUGUUAAGGAAGGAAAAGGCGGAUUCUACUAGAGCCGUUCUUUUGGCUCUUUCCAGGCAUAAGUUUCUCUUUUCUUUACCAAACUCGGUAGACCGAAGGGCUGCCGCUGGGGACUAUGAUAUCCUUGUGAGCGAUUACUCGAGAGCUAAAAAUUUGUUUGGAAAAACAGAAGUGCCCAUUUUUCGAAGAAUUUUGGAUGAAGUUGACAUGCGGAUUUUGAAAAUCAGAAAAGAGCUUCACGAAAAAGUAAUCAAAAUGCCACAAAGUGUUGAGCAGCAAAAAAAGUGUAUUAAAGCUCUUACCAGCUUAGAGCUACAACAAAGUGGAAACAUAACUAAUAAUAAGCUAAAAGACUCAGACCCUGCUUGGGAUGCUAUUGAUGCUCGUGCAAAAUACUUGGAAGCAACCUUCAAGUUAACUUUCGAACAGUAUACUUCAAAAGAAAGCGGACAAGAAAAAUCUAAGAACCGUGAUAGCAAUCAACCACCAAGUCGUGUUGUUUUUUGUGAGGAAAUAUGUGAUAUAGCUGCAUCUCAACUGCCUGAUCUAUGGCGACUUGGUCAGCUCUAUUUUACAGGGGAACUGCGUGGUCAAAACGAUCCGAAACCAGGAGACUUUAAAAGAAUGAUCUUAACAGCUAUAGAAAAGUUUUGCACUUAUCUGCGUGUAGCUAUACUCAUAGCUUCUGACUUGCGUUCUCUACGCCAAACAACAGGAGUAUCGUGGCCAAUUGGAUCGUCGUCUGCAACACAUCAAUUUCUUCCAUGGAUACAACAGUGCUUACGCUUCAUUAGAAUAACAUACGCCACAUUGAUACGCUUAGAUUUACCAAACAAUGCCUUAGACAUUAUUCAAAAGCUGAUAAACGACGUACGACUGUUUUGUUUUUCAAUUAUUUUCAAGCGUUCUAAUGACAAAGUCAAAAAGCUUGGCUCUAAAGAAAAUUGGAUAACAGGAGUUGAUGAAUUCCCGGGUGCCACGCUGUUGCCAUCUAUGCUGGAGGAAAUAAUUGUUGAGACUUUAGAAGAAGGCCAAAAUACUUGUAUGAAUCCCGAAAUAAGGGAGGGUAAUCUUUUAGAACCUCAGUCAGAUGGUCAGCGGGAGGUUUCUCAACGGCUGCAAGAAAUGCUGUCUACAUUCUGCGGAGUAAUUGAGGAAUUGACUUUUCAAAGCCACGACGAUGAAGCUAAUACAUCGACUAUAUCCCAACUGCUUGGGUUUCCAAACUCUCAACAGAGUGGCCCAGACAGUAAAAUGUGGGGAUCAGUUGUGUCUUGGGAACAACGAAUGCUUUGUUGCUUAGCAAACUGUGCCUACUGCAAUAAAUGUUUUUUUCCACAUAUAGGCACGGUGUUCGUAAAGUACGGUUAUCCUUUACCGAACUUAGCAAUCGAAACGUCGCGCUAUUCUAUAAAUCAACUAUUUACAAACUUGUUAGAGGCCUAUGUCGAACAUAAAGGGGACCCUUUGGUAGGAACAAUUGAGCCUUCAAUGUACUUAGGCCGAUUCCAAUGGGAUAAUCAGGUAGAAAUUGGAAAACUACGCCCAUAUGCUCAUGAGUGUUGUGACAAUUUAGUAGGCGUUUAUUCAGAGGUAUUUACUAUUUGUCCAUCACUCUUGCGUUCGAUCCUGGAGCCACUAAUUCAAACUGUUGCUGAGGAGUUAGCUCGUCUCAUGAGUUGCGUUACAGAAUUUAGUAGCACAGGAAUUAUACAAGCGAACGUAGACAUCAAACUAAUGCGAGAUGUGCUUAAGUUUUAUAGUAACGAAACAGCAAAAUCUUUUUUUGUGGAAGCACUUGAUGCAAUAAAUCCCCAGAUGAAUGCAGAACAAAGUAAACAAGUUGAUGCAAUUCUUAAGGAUGUGAAACAAUGUAUGAAAUUACAUUUCGCUUGUUUUUCAGUUGUCAAUCCAUAAACCAGCAAAAAAAUUGUCUAAUUAAAUCGCUAAUUUGCAGAACACCUUAAUUAUUAUUAAAAGCAAACAAAUUUUAUUAAAAAAAA